Molecule: messenger RNA, 1188 nt
Organism: Acanthosepion pharaonis
Lineage: Eukaryota; Metazoa; Mollusca; Cephalopoda; Sepiida; Sepiidae
Source: the annotation of a GenBank genome assembly
AUGGUUGCUGAAAGAACGAUAGUUCUUUCUCUUAAACGGAUUGCUAACCAAAACACGAUAGUUCUUUCUCUUAAACGGAUUGCUAACAAACGAUAUUUCUUUCUCUUAAACGGAUUUGCUAACCAAAACACGAUAUUUCUUUCUCUUAAACUUAUUGCUAACAAAACGAUACAAAACACGAUAUCUCUUUCUCUUAAACGGAUUGCUAACCAAAACACGAUAGUUCUUUCUCUUAAAUGGAUUGCUAACCAAAACACGAUAUCUCUUUCUCUUAAACGGAUUGCUAACCAAAACACGAUAUUUCUUUCACUUAAACAUAUUGCUAACCAAAGAACGAUAGUUCUUUCUGUUAAACGGAUUGCUAACCAAAACACGAUAGUACUUUCUCUUAAACGGAUUGCUAACCAAAGCACGAUAGUUCUUUCUCUUAAACGGAUUGCUAACCAAAGCACGAUAGUUCUUUCUCUUAAACGGAUUGCUAACCAAAGCACGAUAGUUCUUUCUCUUAAAAGGAUUGCUAACCAAAACACGAUAUUUCUUUCUCUUAAACUAUUUUCUUUCUUUCUUUCUUUCUUUCUUUCUUUUUUUUCACUCUGUUCUUUAAAAUGUUCUUUCUUUCUCUCUUCCUUAGUCUGUUCUUUCUUUCUUUCUUUUUUUUCCACUCUUCUGUUCUUUUCUUUCUUUUUUUUUUUCCUCUGUUCUUUAAAAUGUUCUUUCUUUCUCUCUUCCUUAGUCUGUUCUUUCUUUCUUUUUUUUUUUCCACUCUGUUCUUUAAAAUGUUCUUUCUUUCUCUCUUCCUUAGUCUGUUCUUUCUUUCUUUCUUUUUUUUCCACUCUGUUCUUUAAAAUGUUCUUUCUUUCUCUCUUCCUUAGUAUGUUCUUUCUUUCUUUCUUUCUUUCUUUCUUUCUUUCUUUUUUCCCAUUCUUUCUUGUUCAUUUUUGUUUUCUUUACAUUUUUCACCUCUUCUUUCUUGAAAAGACGCAGGUAUUAUCUUUUCUUCUGUUUUCACCCUCUAUCUCAGGAAGAUGCAGUGAAUCUGCUUUUUUUUUUUCCUUUAUUUAUAUUUGCCUUCUGUUCCACAGUUCGGUGGUUGAGUUUUCCCGUUUCAACUCAGUCCUUGCUUUCCAUAUCUAUCGACAACAUCCUUCAUUCCCUCCCCCGGCACCAAUCUAUCCCUUUCUGCUUUAA